AUGGCCACCAUUAUUGGACACAUUCACAUCCCUCCCCUUGUCUAUGCUGUCGAAUUUAUCUUGAUAGGCUCUUCGAUAUGCACUUAUAUUCUCGGAUACUUGAGGCUAGACAUUGCCACUUUCCUGGACAGCAAACAAGGCAAAUACCUUCAUUCCAGGUUUGAACGCAUCCACGAGCAGCUACUCAAAGUCGUGUCUGUAUCAGAUCCUACCACCGUCCCUUCGACGCCGUCAGGUAUCUCAACCCGCGGCUAUCUCGAAACACUCCCGGCACGCGUGGGUUCUCGGCCCAGCAUAUCGGGUAUCCCCCGCCCUAAGCAAGCGACGCAAGUGCCCUGUUCCCUCAAGGAAAGUGGCAUGCUAGACCGGCUCCGGGAUAUCGUCACAGCCAUACCUACCAAGUAUCCAGGGACGACCUACUUAGGCAGCUCUACCUUUGAGGCUGGCGGUUCCGUUUCCUUGUUCGCAAGACAACAGGUUUUCAACGAGACUCGGUAUUAUGGCGAGAUUGUCAGUGCCGACUACGCUGGCGGCCUUGUGCAACUGACCUUACAUCCCGAUGAUGUUCGGGCCGUUAUUGAGAAUGGGUGGGGUCAGCGCCACCCUCUGUCAACGAGGUUGGCGUCUUGGUUAGCGAUGGAUGAAGCCCAGACAGGCCACGCGCCUCAGGCCCGAGUGGUUGUUUAUGCGCCAAGGAGUCCGGCUGAACUUAUCGUCAUCGAGCAGAUGAUCCAUGCUGCGGUCUGGUGGGUAGGAGGCACUGAUUGUCGCCAUGAUGAUGAGAAAGCAUGA
Molecule: messenger RNA, 792 nt
Organism: Exophiala dermatitidis NIH/UT8656
Lineage: Eukaryota; Fungi; Ascomycota; Eurotiomycetes; Chaetothyriales; Herpotrichiellaceae
Exons: 1
Coding region: 1-792 (263 amino acids)
Source: RefSeq, a predicted model, not a curated record